AUGCCCGUCCUAAAGUCUCUCUCUGUACACACCGCCGCAACAAUUUCAACAUCCCUCUUCCGCGCCCAUGUCCCCGCGGCCGUUCUACGCAUCAAGAGUCUCACGGCAGCAAACGUUGUAUUCCCACCCCCAGAGGCUAUCGAAGAGGUCGAGAUGUCAUUCGCAGGAACUAUGGUUCGCCUGCCUGCAGUUGCUAGAGGUUUGGCUGCGACUGCGAAGGCUGCCACUGCGAAGGCUGCCGCUGUGUAUGGGUGGUGA
This is a messenger RNA of Morchella importuna, 258 nucleotides long. RefSeq lists its product as uncharacterized. Bases 1 to 258 code for a protein of 85 amino acids. Lineage: Eukaryota; Fungi; Ascomycota; Pezizomycetes; Pezizales; Morchellaceae. The record is from RefSeq and is a predicted model, not a curated record. The transcript is spliced from 2 exons.